AUGGCAGUUCGCAUUGAUGAUGCCUCAUUUUUUGAGGCUGCACUUGAGUCCUGGGGCGUUCCGCAGGCUGUCAAGGAGAAACUUCUUGCCAAGGGAUAUACAACCAUGUCAUUGGUGGCCCAUGCCCUUCCAGCUCCUGAUCAGCUGGAAUCUUUUGUGAUCUCCGUUCUGGGUCGACCUUCCGGUCUUGCGCCCGAAGAUCCAGUGAUCUCGCCUGCUGCCUCAGCUUUGCGUCGAGUGGUCAAGGAAUGCACAGCUGCAGCUUCGAACUCUCCUGCGAUUCCUUCGAUCGGAGGGUUGCCAUCGGGCACCGUCCUUGCUGCGAAACCCAAGCUUGCAGCUGCUGACGUCACCAAGCUGGUGACUGACUUCCAUAACAAGUAUCCUUCGGAGUUUCUUCGUCCUGAAACCAUGCCGAGCCUUUCCCUGCUUCUGCGAGUUAAGGAUGGUCUUGACAGCAAGAACCUCGGAUGGAUUCCGUGGAGAUUUCGGACUUCCGAGCAGGAAGAAGCCGUUGUGGAACGUAGACGGCCUCGCACUGAAGUUGCGAUGUUAUCCUCGCUGCUUGCUGCCCAUGAACCUGAACCCUGCCAGGCGUCUGUGCCAUCGGGAGGCCCCUUGGAGCCCACGCUUCGCCGAUUCUUCGGCAUCCUGUGCACGGCGAUUGCUUUGCUCGAUGGCAUGCAUCUCUUGCCGCUUCGAAAGAUGAUGGAGAAGUUCGUUGAUUUGGCGAUCAAGAUCCCGGACGAUAAGACGCUCCGUGGCCCUUUGCUCAGUGAGGCAAUAGAAGCAGACAGAACGCUCUGGGCGGGCGUUGCCUCACUGCAAGUGGAACAUAGCUGGUCGUUAGCAGACGCAGUGGCGGAAAUGACGCAGAUCCGUCCAGACUUGUACGCCGCUCUUGCCCCUCGUGUGCGGGCUCCUGCUCCUGACUCCACCAAACGCAAAGCACCAGCCCUGGAUGCCGCUCCCCGUGCUAAGGAGGCUGCGGACUGUGAGGCCUUGCUGCGCAAUCCUGAGGCUCCUUUUGAUUUUGGCCCUUCUGCCCCUGCGUUGUCAGCUGAAAUUUUUGCUCAGCAGAUCCUCGCCGGGCAGCUGGACCUGACGUGCGCUUCGGUGCUGCAGAUUGCGGAUCUCCUCCUUUGUGAGUGCCCUGAUUUGGAUGACCGGUUCGCAGUCGGUAAAUCUGUUUCUGCGGGCUUGCAUCAAUCCGGCAGAGGGGGGCUCCGCAAGUCUUCCAAGUCUCAUCCCCUGUCGGUUCAGGUGGUCACUCGCUUCAUUUCCAAGGUGGCGCCUUCUUUUCGUUUCUCCAGUUUUGUGCUCAUUGAUGGUGUGGAAUCGCCUGUUCACAAGGAUGUGCGCAACUCGGUCUUGCCCAAUCUUGUCAUCCCGCUGUCGUCCUUUCAGGGCGGUGAAGUGGUUGUCGAAUUUUGCGACGGCUCGGACUCUCUCAGCGUCCAAGGCCAAUGUGUUCCGGCGGUGGCUCUUCCUGUCAAUUGCCAUCCGGUUUUGUUUUCUGCCUCGCGCUUCUUUCAUGCAGUCCGUCCGGCUCAAGGUCGACGGGUCGUUGUUGCAGCUUACUGCCUCCAGUCUGCUCAUUUUCUCCACCAGGAUUUGGCCAACCAGCUCUAUGCCCUGGGGUUUUGUUUGCCGCGAUCAUCUGAUGCUGACAAUCCGCCGACGCCACCCUGCGUUGUGCGGCUUCCUGAAUCUUUGCAGCUUGCCCUUGGUCCUCCCCUUCAUGGUUCUGCUUCAUGCGUACCGGAGGCUUCGGUGAUUUCUCGCUCGCCGCGGUCACUGUUCGGCUGCAACUCCCUGUCGUUACAGGGCCCGAGCAGUGUGCCAGCUCCGUCGUCGGUUCAUCUGCCUGGGGGUUGUGCUUCUACAGGUUCGUCGCCGCGUCCGUCACCGCAGGGUUCUCGAAAUCCACCUGCUCCUGCUCCUCAGCUGGAACCGGAAGUUCCUGCCCUUCAGCUGGAGCCAGACAUUCCCCCCGUGGCGGUUACCCGGCCGCGCCUUUUCCUGGAUCUUUUUUCUGGGGCCCGACAGCCGGUGUCACGCGCGGUUGCUUCGUUCUCAGCGGAUCGGUUUGAACCUGUAGACAUCAUUCAUGCUGAGUCCAUGGACCUGCUUCGUGAUGACACUUUCAGCUUGCUUUGUGAUUUGGCUGAUCAUGGUGUGGUCGGGGCCGCUCUGGCUGCGCCUAUCUGUGGUGAGUUUUCCAUUUUGAAGCUCAAGCCAGGUGGUCCUCCGCCAGUGCGCACGCCUCGCUGCUUGCACGGUCUUCCGGAAAAUGACUUGGAUCAAUCUCGUCGGGUGCAGGACAGUUUUCUGCUGCAUGAUCGGGCUCGCGAGAUAUUGAGUCGGGUCAGUGCUGGUCAUGGUCUCAUACUCUUCGAGAAUCCCGUCACGUCUAUGACCUUUCAGGAUCCUGUGAUGUUGCGGUGGCUUGCUUCUGAGGCCCCCUUCGCGGCUCAGGUGGCUGCUUGUUCCUUUGGCCUGGACUGGCAGAAACGCUGGCUCUUUGUGUCCAACAGGUCUGAGUCGCUCUCUUUGGCUUGCCAGUGCACUCACGGGCGCCGUGCCCACCAGUCUCUUCUGGGACUUCGGGAUGCAUCAGGUCAAUAUGUCAGUCGUCUCUCCGCUGAGUAUCCUUCUGGGCUCGCGACUCAGAUUGCUCAACUGGUCCUGCCCUUCCUAUCUCGAGGGGGCAGGGUGAUUGCGAUUCAGCAAUGGCGGUCAUUGCUGUCUCCUUCCCCGGCCUGGCCUCUCCCGCAAACACGUGUCGAGGACGGAGGUGGCCUGCGGAGUACGGCGGCGUGGUUGGAACCUCAAGGUGCAGAUGUCUUUGGUCCUCUACGCAAGGAGUGGUCGAAACGUCUUUUUCGCGACAAGCUUUGUCUCCGCCUGACUGCAGCUCUCCAAGGUCCUCCGACAUCUUGUCCCCUGACGGACGAGGAACUCGAGCCUUUCUUGGGGGAUUUGACUUCCUUCUUGGGCGUGCGACCUGAUGAAACAGAAGAGCUUCUGUCGGUCUCGCCUGGCCAGCCUUUGCGUCUUUUCCUCCUGGAAGCCCUCCUGCUGCGCCUCGGCGAUUCGGAGGCCUCCAUGUGCGCCGAUUUGCGUCAAGGGGUUCGUUUGGGUGUCAAUCACGCUCUUGAGCCUUCUGAGCAUUGGCCUCCUCGGGAUUGGGAGCCCGUGUUGCCGGAUCUGAAGUUGUGUGAGGGGUCCUGGCUCUCGGCAUCUUCGCAUCCUGAGCAAGUCCUUUCCCUGCUGCAGGAGGAGCUGGCCGCUGGCUGGAUUGAGGAAUUCUCUUCCUUAGGCGAAAUCCAGGCCAAAUUUCCUUCGGUUGCCUGCGGUCGGUUGGGUCUGGUGCUUGCUGAGGGACGGUCUCCUCGGCUGGUGGUUGACUCUAGUAUUAGUGGUGUCACGGAGGCUUGCUUCAUCCCCAAUCGCAUGCUCUUGCCUCGGAUCGCUGAUGUCGCCGCCUGUGCCCCGGUGCAUUGCGUCGCGGACGACUGGGUUUUGGUGUCCCUUGACAUUCGGAAAGCCCACCGUCUUGUCUUGAUCCAUCCCGAUGAUCAGGGGCUCUUAUGCUUCUCCUUUGCUGGAAGAUUUUUUGUCUCUAAGACGCUGAAUUUCGGUGCUCGGGCUUCCGCCUUUUGGUGGGGUCGCGUUGCCGGGGCUCUCAUUCGCCUCUCGCAUGCCCUCAUCUUCUUGCCUCAUUGUUUGUGGGACUAUGUGGACGAUUUCUUGGGAGCUUUUCGGGGGUCUACUGCUCCGGUUCAAGCCGGUCUUUGGGUCAUUCUCUUCCUCGUUCUCCGGGUACCCAUUAGUUGGGCCAAAUGCGCUUGGGCCUCCAAGGUCCGCUGGAUCGGUUGGGACAUUUCGGUCUCAUCCUGGUCGGUAUCUCUCCCGGAUGAAAAAAGGACUAAAUUGCUGAUGGCGCUGGAUGACGUGUUGGCGGCCCCCAAGGUCAAAGUCCGGGUCUUGGAAUCUUUGAUUGGUCGUCUUCUCUGGGUCUCUGGCCUUUGGAAAGCGUUGAGGCCACUUCUGUCGCCUCUCUAUGCAGCUCUCCAUUGCAUCCCUGCAUCGUGUGUUGCCGUGUCGCCUCGGCUCUGGAAUGCUCUGCUCAAUGCUGUGGAUGAAGCCUGUGUUGUCCAGUGCGAAGUGGGGCACGCUUCCUUUCCUGUCGGUUCGCGUAUCCUGCGCGUGGCUAAUACAGCUAUCCACCGACCUUCUGAUAUGCAUCGCAUGGUUUUCCAGCAUCGCCGUCUCUGGGUCACUGUCCGUUCCAAUGACCAUCCUUUGCGCGUUUUGCCUGAGCCUGCGAAAGAUGCCCUAUCUGCCUGGCGGUCUGUGCUGGAGUCGACUCCUUUGAUUUACUCCAUUCGGCAACCUGUGCAAUUAGCUCUCAUGGCUGAAGCCGACGCCUGCGCAUCGGAUCAAGGAUGUGGUCUUGGUGGGUAUGUUCUUUGGCCAUCGGGUCGUCACGACUGGUUCGCUGUGCAGCUUUCUGCAUCUGCUCUUCGGGACUUGUCUCCCCUCUUUGAAGGCUCUCCGCAGUCCCACAUCGCUGCGUUGGAACUUCUUGCCCAGCUUGUUCUGAUCUGGCUUGUGGAUCGUACGUUGCCGUCCUGUCGGACCUUGGUCUCAGUGGCGCUACGUUGCGAUAAUGCUGGUGCUGAGGCAGCGGCAGCCAAGGGCCUGUCGGCCGUCCGUUCUCUUGCUGCUGUGCUCACAGCUUUCUUGGCGUAUCAGUGUCGCCUGGGCGUGGCUGCUGAAGUUGAGCAUGUUCCUGGAUUCCGCAACCAGCUAGCUGAUGAGCUGAGUAGAUGGUCUCAAGGGCCAUCUCCUCUCCCUCUGGAAGCUCGUGCUGUCCCUCCGCUGGACAUACUCUUGGCUGGGGGCUUCAACAGUCUGCAGCUGGCUCCUCGUGAGGCGUCCUGGCCUUCCCAUUUCUGCAAGAAGCUUCGAGGAUCGUAG
Messenger RNA from Symbiodinium natans, 4986 nucleotides. Lineage: Eukaryota; Dinophyceae; Suessiales; Symbiodiniaceae. The record is from the annotation of a GenBank genome assembly.